GCAGUGCAGGCAGCUAACAGGCAGGGCUGCUCCAGUAACCCUAAGAGCUAUUUUAAAGAAGAUAGAAGACUUCAAGGGCUGCAGCAGAGGCACUCUAGUGCUAAGUAUCAUUCUGAUAUCUCCUGCUGCAGCUCCAUCACCUCCCCCAGCGGCGCUGAAUACUCCUGUGUCCCUGGUUGCGGGUACUUACAGCGGAGGCUCCGGUUCUUCACCCAGGGCACACACACUAACCGAAGUUCUCCGGGAUCGCGUGGCUGCACUCAGGGUGGAGAUCUUACCACAGCGUUCCACAAGGUUCAUGGGUAAUUUCACUAUUGACGAUGCAUUUGAGAUGUCUGUUGAAGACACAGGACCCAGGUUUGGGGCAUUACACUUUGGUGGGGACAACGAGGCUCAGCAGAAUCGACACAAAUACAAGAACUUGGAGAAUGAUGAAGAAGCAGAACAUGUGAAAAUUAAAGAUUUAGAAAGUGGUCUUCCAACCCUUUCUUCUCGUAGCUCGCAGUGCUCCUUCAGCACCAUAAGUAACAGUACCCAGCUAUCCAAUCAGCAGUGCUUCAGCUGGAUUAGACAUCCUCUUGUACAGAAAAAUAAGAAAGUUGUUCUGUCGUCUUUUCUGCUGCUGCUUUUAGGCUUGGUGUUCGUGUUUGUUGGUGUGGGGCUACAAGUCAGCCCAUCACCAGCUGUUUCCAGUGCCAUCUUCUUUGUACCUGGACUUCUUUUGCUGAUUCCAGGGGUGUAUCAUGUAAUAUUUAUAUAUUGUGCUGUGAAAGGAAAACAUGGUUUCCAGUUCUUCUACCUCCCAUAUUUUGACAAGUGACCCAACUACAGGAACUUCUGACUUUUUAACACACUGAAUAUUACAACACUAUGGAAACCACUAAAGGCUCAGACUGAGAUGGAAAUGGACCACUAUGGGGCAGUGCCUUGCUCUGUGAAUGUUGCCUCUCUCAGGAUCUUACCCUACAGUGACUUUUUUCACCUAUGUAGCCAAUAUUUCUGUGACCAAUGUUUUUAAGACAGUCACAGGAUUUUGCCUUUUUAAUUUAAUUACCUAUUUUAUAUUGUAACUGUUUAAUACAUUGAUAACUAAACGGAAACAUUUUACAACAAAAAAAAAUUGUAUGCACUUUAAUUGUUGUACACAAACCAAAAUCAGUCACUGUGGAAGAGGAAUGUGACCAGUUUACAGGAGUUUCCCAUCGCAACAGCAAACGUUAUCUAGAUGACAGCAUCAUGACAAACUCUGAAAAACACAGGAUAGAGCAUCAGCGGAGAGAUACUUUUAGAAACCUUUAAAAGCAAGGUCAAAACAAUUUCUCAACAGUAUUGAAAAAAUUAAACCAGUGCAUUGUUUAGUUUGUUUACCACAGUUCACCUAGAAUAUUGGCAAUGGCAUUAUAAAUAUGGUUUUGGUGAAUAAUUACUUUUGCUUUCCAAAUUUGGUAAUCACAGGAUAUUCAGUACCGCGGCAUCUGCUUAUAGAGCGGACAAGGUGAAAGCAAAACUAAUGAGGACAUCCUGUGCGGAUAUGGGUCAUUGGGUCGACACACAUUGGGUCGACCACUAAAGGUCGACAGGUCAAAAGGUCGACAUGGGGGGUUUUUGCCUAUUUUUGGUGUCGUUCUCUUCGUAGCGUGACGGGGAACCCCAAUUAGUGCACCGCUUUUGCUCGCCAUACUUUGGGCAAGGUGCCUCGCUGCUCUCGGCACAGAUUACCAUUCCCAUAAGUAGUCCACGUCGAUCGUAAAGUAUGAUAAAGGUCAAAAAUUGGGAGAGAAAAAACGUGAAAAACUCAUGUCGACCUAACGAACCUGUCGACCUAGUGCAUGUCGACCUUCAGUGGUCGACCCAAUGCAUGACGACCUAACGACUGCAACCCUCCGUUCACAUUUCUUCACACAACUGUAAUUCUGGAUUUCAGUAACAAUACCGGUUUCUAGGCACGUUGCUUUCAAUAGGUAUGACUUAUUUUAGUGCACUUAAAAAGUGACGUGUCAUUACAUCUUGAAUUGCCUGUCUGUCUUUCUUACCUAAUAUCAUUAACACUGUUAAGCACCACCCCUGUACAGGCCACGUGUCACAUAUAUACAGACAACCAAAUUACCCUGCUGAAUAAAGAAGAGUCUCUUGCCGGCGUGCCAAGUCUUUAAA
Molecule: messenger RNA, 2154 nt
Organism: Pseudophryne corroboree (corroboree frog)
Lineage: Eukaryota; Metazoa; Chordata; Amphibia; Anura; Myobatrachidae
Gene: TMEM134
Product: transmembrane protein 134
Exons: 8
Coding region: 299-820 (173 amino acids)
Source: RefSeq, a predicted model, not a curated record